UACUCUUUCCUGUUAUAUAUGUCUCUCCAGCUGCCUAGAGAGAGAGAGAGAGAAUGGCGUUAGAAACUGUGGUAUUCCAACAAGACCCGUCCAGUUAUAAUAGCUGCAAAGAUUUCACCAUGAUUGGUAUUGAAGAAGAAGAAGAAGAAGAGAAGUUUAACGAUAUUAUUAAGUCUUGUGAAACUAUUCCUGUUGACAAAAACAACAGAAUAGAGUCUCAUCCUCGUCCUUGUUCCUCCAUGGCACAAAGCGUGAAGGAGUACUGUGAGAGGGAGACCAAGUCUUCUUCCCCUGAGGUCUGCACCACAGCAACAGCAGCACCAGGGAGAAGAAAGAGGGGACGAGGAGGGAGCAAUAAAAGCAUGAAGAAGAAAGACAAGGAAGAAAUGGAGAAGCAGAGGAUGGCACACAUUACAGUUGAAAGAAAUCGCCGCAAGCAGAUCAACAACUACCUCUCCCUCCUCCGUUCAUUCAUGCCCCCUUCUUACUCUCUCAGGGGGGACCAAGCCUCAAUAGUAGGGGGUGCCAUUAACUUUGUGAAGGAACUUGAACAACUCCUCCAAGUCCUUGAAGCCCAAAAACAAGUCAAGCAAAGAUCCUACUACCCCGGACAUUUCUCUCCCCUCUUUCCCAAUUUCUUCACUUUCCCUCAAUACUGGACUCAUUAUUCAAGCCAACACAACAAUCUGGUGAUCGGACAUGAGUCGAUGGCAGGGAAGCUAUCUACCAUUGCUGACAUUGAAGUUUCCAUAGUAGAACGUCAUGCCAAUAUCAAAAUACUAUCAAGAAGACAACCAAAACAGCUCUUGAAGCUGGUGGCUGGGUUUGACUCUUUAGGCCUUGCCAUCCAUCAUCUCAAUGUCACAACAACUGUUGAUCACAUGGUCCUCUAUUCUUUCAAUGUUAAGGUAGAAGAUGAUUGUCAGCUGAGUACAGUGAAUGAGAUAGCAACCACUGUUCAUGAGAUGAUGGGUAAGAUCCAAGAGGAAGCCAUGUCUAGUUGAGAAAAACCCUAAAGUUGUAUUGUAAUUGGCAAAUAAUUUCAGACUUCAUAUAGAUUGAAUCCUGAAUCCUUGGUAGAACUUUGGUUUCAAAUUUUUCUAUAUAUUUUCUUAGAA
This is a messenger RNA of Camellia sinensis, 1118 nucleotides long. RefSeq names its product transcription factor bHLH94. The record is from RefSeq and is a predicted model, not a curated record. Gene Ontology annotation, biological process: guard cell differentiation; positive regulation of DNA-templated transcription; stomatal complex development. Gene Ontology annotation, molecular function: protein dimerization activity; DNA-binding transcription factor activity. Gene Ontology annotation, cellular component: nucleus. NCBI's taxonomy places the organism in Eukaryota, Viridiplantae, Streptophyta, Magnoliopsida, Ericales, Theaceae.